CCCUUCGCACACACAUACACCCUCCAGAGGCUCGCCCCAGCCGCGGGGCCAGUCACACUGCGUCCUUUCCUGCGGGAGCGCUGAGGGACAGUUCUUGCGCCUGCGCAUUGCGUCGCUGCGCGCCUCCGAGGCCACCGCCCGCGCGUCCUCGGGUUCUCUGUGCGCCUGCGCGCUCGGACUCCUCUCCCCGCGGAGCACGGUUGAGUCAGUCAGUCUGUCGGAGUCAGUCUUCGGAGCAGCCGUCGCCCGGUACUUCGGAGAGCCAGCUGCUGGAUUAUUCUGUGUCCCCUCCCACUCUCCGGUCCCACGUCUCUCUUUGCCUCUCUCCCGCCCUUGCUCGUACAGCCAUGGCGGAGUCGUUGGCGGCCACUCAGUCCCCGUCAAUCUCCUCGUCGUCCUCCGGGGCCGAGCCGUCCGCUCUCGGCAGCGGCGGGAGCCCGGGAGCCUGCCCCGCCCUGGGGGCGAAGAGCUGCGGCUCCUCGUGUGCGGAUUCCUUUGUUUCUUCCUCUUCCUCUCAGCCUGUAUCUAUAUUUUCGACCUCACAAGGCAACGGUCCCUGCAACCAUUCUUCCAUUCCAGACAGUUUCCCAGAGCAGCCUGCUUUUCUCUCAAAGGAAACUGGUUCAGCAGAAGAGUGGAUAGUUAAAGACCAAGAACCCAAGAACCCAAACAAGGUUCCAAGUGAAGAGGACAGAAGUGCACUGGAUCUUGGGCAGUCUAAGACAGAACACAUUUGCACAUAUUCCUUGUCCCCAUCUGAACUUUCAGGAGCCAGUGUCGAAAAAGAUUCUCCUGAGUCACCAUUUGAAGUAAUUAUUGACAAAGCAACUUUUGACAGAGAAUUUAAAGAUUUGUAUAAGGAAAGCACAAAUGACCUGGGUAGAUGGGCAGCUCACAGUGAUAGAGAAUCCCCUGCAGACUUAUUGGAAAUGGAUGACAAAGUGUUUCCCCUGAGAAAUAAAGAGACAGGGCGUUACCCAGCUUCUGCGCUACUCAGUAGACAGUUUUCACACACUACAGCAGCACUGGAAGAGGUGUCUAGAUGUGUGAAUGAUAUGCAUAACUUUACUAAUGAAAUAUUGACUUGGGACUUAGUUCCCCAAACAAAACAACAGGCUGAUAAAUCAUCUUGCACCACAAAAAGUACAGGACUAGACAGGAGUGAACAUCACUCAGAGAUUCCAGUUAUAAAUCUUAAAACAAAUACUCAUCAGAAAAUGCCUGUAUGUUCUCUUAAUGGGAACACUCCAAUCACCAAAUCCACAGAUGACUGGGCAGAAGCAUCUUUCUCUCCAGAAAACAUUUCCGGAAAACCUAUAAAAGACUACCACCUCAGCUCCACAAAAGCCAGUGACAGAGGUAUGUCAGGCAGUUCCCAGCCACUUCCAGAGCCACCUGGCUCUGUGCCUGAGAAAUGGGUCUCAAGCUCUGGAGCAACCACAAUGGAAGUAUCUUUACCUAACCUGAGGGAUGCCUGGCCUAACUGUGUGCUGGGAGAAGUCACAGAGGUUGAUAGUUCUGGGGAGUCCGAUGACACAGUCAUAGAGGAUGUAACAGCAGAUCCCUCAUUUGAGACCAACAAAGUUCUGCCAGAAAAACCUGACUCCCGUUCAGGUACUGCUGCAAAAACAAGUGCAAGGGAUAUCAAAGAAACUCCCAGUUGUGAAACUGUGAGGAGUGAAAUGUGUGAAAAUUCAGAAGAGCCAAGUAGUGCCUCUGAGCUGCAUCAGGCCCAGCCAAAAACUCCUACUCAUAGGAGUCUGGAAGGUGAGGUGUGUUCACAAGUACCUAAUACUCUGAAUGAAGUUGCACCUGAAAAGCCUGCUAUGACUGACAACCCCCAAAUUCCUUCAACAGCACCCCCAAGUGUUCUUAGUGAGACAGGAUUCCCACUAACUGUGACAGCUUCUGCCAACUUGGAGUCUUUGCUUGGAAAAUAUGUUGAAGAUACAGAUGGUUCCUCCCCAGAGGACCUGCUGGCUGCCUUCAUAGGAGCCAGGGAGAAAGGGCUCGAGGGUAAAGAGCAUGGGAGCUUGGAAGCAGUGUUAGAGAAGACAGCAGACUUUAAAAAUGCUUUCCCUGUGGAACUCUUGCAUGAACAUGAACUAGGUGGUUCUGAAACCAAAUACAGUGAACAUAGCAAAGAAACAAAUGGAGGAGAGCUGAGUGUGCUCUCUUCUCAAGGUGCCCUCCUGGUGUCUCCUGACUUAGAGCAGGAGCAGCUCACCAUCAGAGCCAUUAAAGAAUUAGGAGAAAGGCAGGCUGAGCAGGUGCAAGCUGAAGGAGCACCUCCUGGAGGAAAACUCAAGCAAGCCUUUGCUCUACAAUCUUUGCCACAGAGGUCAUCUGACAUCCUAGAAAAAACAGAUGUCGAGACUGCAGCUGAUCUUGGGAUUUCCAGAAAGCCAUCUAUCAUCAAAGACACUAGAGUAGAUCCUAUUUCCAACCUUAGCAAGACUGAAACAGUUAACAAGCAUGCCCUAGCAAGACUUCUGUCUGAUUUCUCAGUACGUGAUCUGAUUUUCUGGCGAGAUGUGAAGAAGACCGGCUUUGUCUUUGGCACCACGCUGAUCAUGCUGCUCUCGCUGGCAGCUUUCAGUGUCAUCAGUGUGGUCUCUUACCUCAUCCUGGCUCUUCUCUCCGUCACCAUCAGCUUCAGAGUCUACAAGUCUGUCAUUCAAGCUGUGCAGAAGUCAGAAGAAGGCCAUCCAUUCAAGGCCUACCUGGAUGUGGACAUUACCCUGUCCUCAGAGGCUUUCCACAACUACAUGAAUGCUGCAAUGGUGCAUGUCAACAGAGCCCUCAAACUCAUCAUUCGUCUCUUUCUGGUAGAAGAUCUGGUUGACUCCUUGAAGCUGGCUGUCUUCAUGUGGCUGAUGACCUACGUUGGUGCUGUCUUUAAUGGAAUCACCCUUCUGAUUCUUGCUGAGCUGCUUGUUUUCAGCGUCCCAAUUGUCUAUGAGAAGUAUAAGACGCAGAUUGAUCACUAUGUUGGGAUUGCCCGGGAUCAGACCAAGUCAAUUGUUGAAAAGAUCCAAGCAAAGCUUCCCGGAAUCGCCAAAAAAAAGGCAGAAUAAGCACAUGGAAGCCAGAAGUGCAACAGUUACUAAAACGCCAUUUAAUAGUUAUAACAUCGUCACUUGUACCAUGAAGGAACUUGCUCAGUGUCAGCUUGAGCCUGGUUCCAAGUUGUUUGUUCUUUUUAAUUUGGUGUUCUCUCCCCUCCUUUCCCUUUACCCUCAGUACCAAGCACAAGACGUGUUAGACUGAAAAAAAAAGAACUGAUCUCUUAGAACCCAAAAGAAUAGUGAAUCAAAUUAAUAGAAUUAAUCAGAACAUAACAGUGGUGGAGCUUUUACCUGUACCAUGAAAGGAGAAAAAGAGAAAUGUCUCUAGGGUCCUCUAUCCAGUUUCAAGGACUCAUAUCAGUUCCCAUUUAUAUUUUUGCCUGUAUUUUUAGUUAGGAAAUAAUGAUUAACUUAUGAAUUGUCUGGGGCAGGAGUGGGAUUCCUUCCAUUGGGUUUGUGCGGCCCUCCAGUCCCACUUUCCUGCCUUACAAAUAAGAAGCCACUCCUACUGCUCUUCUUCUUAAUGAUAGAACUGUCAACUCUAAAUAACUUACAGGUGAUAGAGGUAAUUCCCUUUUCCCAGAAUGCCAUCUGAGAAGUAUGGAGGGGACAGAGUGGGGUGGAGCAGUCAGUGGGAGGGCAGCAGCCACCCUCCUGCUGCUCUUCUAGGGGAGGAAGGGCUCUGCCAGCUGAGAGGCCAGUGUCCAAGCCAUUGGUCUGGGAUACCAAUGUAAGUGUUGGUUUGAGAAAUCAUUCCAGAAUGUGCUUCUCCCUCUUUUCCUUGCCCACCUUACCUCAAGUUUAAUAAAUAUGGUUGUACUUUUCUUAUUAUGAAAUAAAUGUCUGUAACUGCUGUACACUGCUAUAAACUUAAGAAAAAUAAUUUGCAUGUGGGCUCCCAGCCAUUGAGUUACUGUAAUCCUAUCUUAGUCUGUGGGGAGUGAGGUACAGGAACACAGAAAGCCUUCCUGUGUCUUCCCUGCUGCUUCCACCUGUGCGGUUUAAGUUCAGCCUGAGGACUGAAGCCCUACUGGCUGCAGGUCAUGUGUCCGCAGUUUAGAGGCCUCAGUUAACCGAGGGGGAGGUGAGUGGGUGCUGUUCUGAGGGGAAUCUCCAUUUUCAGACACAUUUAUGACAUAGUUCCUACCAUGGCCCACAGUGCUCAUUUGGAGAGUAUUUUCAAGAAGUUUUAGGUGGUGGGUGGCCAAGCAGGACCAGGAGAUGUUGAUAGACAACAGAAUAAUUUAUGAUUGACUGGGGGAUCUUGAUGCAUUGCCUUCAGCAAGGAAAUCCAGUCAGCUCAUAAACUGGCAUCCAAGGGAUCCUUCAGUUCUGAGCCCUACCUAUUGUGAGGAAAAGCUGGGGCCUCAAAGGUUAUGUCAUCUUCAAUGAUCAUAAAAUUCUGUGACUGUAAAAAUAGGAAUGGAACCUCUUUCCCCUCCUUUUGGGAAAUGACUUAAGGAUUUUGAUUGCCUUACUUCAUUUUCUUAGUUUCUUUGCCCUUGUUCAUCUUGAAUUUUUGGUUUCCAUUGUAGAAAACACUCCAUCACCAUCCUCUGCCCUCCCAGGAAAUGAAUGCACUGAUGGUCUUUGGGGCUUCCCAACUAGGGACCCCAUUCUGCACUGGAAGCCUCCACACCUUGCUCUUUUCUUUGUUGCUGCUGUGUUAAAAUAAUUGGAAAGAUUUUUGUGCCACAUAGUAAUUUUUCUUUUAAGAAAAAUCUAUAGAUGAAAAAGUUACUAAUGAAAUUGUGUACGUGUCUGUGCGUGCAACAUAAAAAUACAGUAGCCUCAAGGAGCUCUUUUGGUCCCUGUAAAAUUGCAAAUUGAUGUAUUAUAAAUAAAGAACACAGUGACUGUCUCA
Messenger RNA from Phodopus roborovskii (desert hamster), 4932 nucleotides. It is a transcript of the gene Rtn3, whose product is annotated as reticulon 3. Gene Ontology annotation, biological process: endoplasmic reticulum tubular network formation; brain development; neuron differentiation. Gene Ontology annotation, cellular component: postsynaptic density; neuron projection. The record is from RefSeq and is a predicted model, not a curated record. Bases 348 to 3077 code for a protein of 909 amino acids. Lineage: Eukaryota; Metazoa; Chordata; Mammalia; Rodentia; Cricetidae. The transcript has 9 exons.